This is a messenger RNA of Scaptodrosophila lebanonensis, 1141 nucleotides long. RefSeq lists its product as uncharacterized. The record is from RefSeq and is a predicted model, not a curated record. The transcript has 2 exons. Bases 519 to 869 code for a protein of 116 amino acids. Lineage: Eukaryota; Metazoa; Arthropoda; Insecta; Diptera; Drosophilidae.
UAAGAGAAGAUACUUCCCCCCAGAGGCAGUCGUGUGGGAAACCUACAUAUGUAACUGCUUAUUGCCUCACAAAGGUUUCUCUAAGCCUUUAGGCUAACUCUCGCCAGAUGACGUUAAGGGGCAAAAGAUGACUAACUAUAGGAUGGGUCGAACGAUCACCACUUAGAUCGAGUGCACCCCACAGGAAAGGACUCCCAUAUGGUGCACGACUAAACAGCAUUUGUAGUUUUUACAAGUUCCAUAUGAACGAUCGGUAAAAAAUACUGGAAAUUGGAAAGAUGUUCGAACCGAAGUUCGUAUUCAUGAGCUUUUUAUGUUGAAGUACUUCAUAGUGUAGCUUCCAGUACAACAAUUGGUGCAUAAGGUUUAUGUUCGUAAAAAGACUGUGCGCCACUUGAACGUUAAGCCUGUUUAGACUUUUAAGUCACUUACUUUGGUUUAGUCAGGAAAGGAAAAGGAAACACACACGAAAAAAUUCAAAUUCCAAAUUUUAAGUUUUAUUAAAUUUUAUUAACACCAUGUUGGCCAAUCAGCUGCGCAGCAGCUCUUUGCUCUGCCGUCGUUUUGCGACUUCGCCGCUUGCAGUACGCUUUUAUCGCGUUCGUCCAACUUUCCUGCCCAGUUGCGAGUCCCGUCACCCGGAAACGCGUCGAAGCCAAGACGAGGUUUAUGUGCAUGACUUCUUGCAGCGUCAUCAGCACAUACAUCCCGGCUCUGGUUCGGACAUCAAUUUGCGGAGGCGUAUGCGUAUAAAGUAUGGCAGGGCUCUGACAAAGCAUCCGCUGCACGAAGAGAAUCGAUGCUUCUCACACAAACAUCGUUGGAACGAGUUCCGGCGUAAACUGGUCCUUGGAGCACAUGCCACUUGAGUGGUUAGGCUAGAAGAUGUUCUAUAAGGGCGCCAGACAUUCAUUAAUGAGUAGCUAGGUUUGGCGAUUUCCAACCACCUCAUUUGAAAUACUAAAGAUGUAGGUUGGAAGGAAGUCAAUAGGCGUGCAACGGAAAUGUGAUUGCACAAAUAUUUUAUGAAUUUUAUCGGAAAUAAUAAUGUUCUGCUCUACAAGUAUAGACCCUAAAUAUUUGCAUUCCACUGACAACAAUUUAAUAAAAACUCCCACAAAAUAAUUAAUAUAUACUUGUA